AUGGUCACGCUGCACCAGUGUAUGUUCGGGCCCACGGACGACUGCGGGACCCUGGUCUGGAAGACCACGCGUAUGCUGGUGCCCAACGGCUCGUGCUUCUCUUGGUGGCUCGACCGCGCGUGCGACCGGGGCCACCAGCGCGCAGACGCGGUCGGGCGAGGCACCCUGCUCUCGCUGGCCAACGCAUGGCCAGACGACCUGUGCAAGACCUUGGUGAGCGCCGGCACGCGUGAACUGGCGCGGCGCGCCGACUUGAAGAAGCUGGGCGUCGGGGAGAACGUGGCGAAUGUCCCGAGCCAGCAGACCAUGCGCCUGGUGGCCGAUGAGUUCAAGUUGAGGAAGGACCUGAUUGACGUGCGCAUGCCGAGGCGGAGCGAGGCCAUCCCACCGCCUCGCGGAGCUGCGAGGCGCAUCUACGCGACGCGCACCGACAAGGGGGUGCUGGCCGACUUCUCCGAAGUGCUCGACGCGGAGGACAAGCUGGGCUGCGUUGCGGGCGGGAAGCUCGGCAGGCCUAACGCCGCGAGGACGGCUGACCUGAAGCUCUCAACGGAGUUCAACGAGGACGUGUUUCUCGACGAAACCGAAAAGAUCCUCUCAAAUAAGACACGGGUCAUGGUGAUCCUGGACGGCGUGUCGAGCUUCAGGGUCACCAUUCCUACUGCAGCAGUGCGGCCCAUCGCGGGCGCGGGGAGUCUUCGCUGUUUCUUGCAAUGGUGGCUCUCGUGGGCUUGCCCUCCGAAGGUGCUCCGCCGCGGCGCCGCGAAGGGCCACGUCGCGCGGCGGUUCGCGGAGAUCGGCGACAAGCACAACACGAUGAUGGGGCUGGUCCCGGCCGAGGCGCCUCAACUCAAAGGCAGAGUGGACCGGGCCGUCGACUUCUUCAAGGACCACUUCCAGCGCCUGAACAGCGACGUGCAACCUACCGGGAGCGACGACCCGUUUGCGUGGACUUCAGCGGCAAUGAUCACGUGCAACAACCGCAUCUGGCGGAACGGCUUCACGCUCUACCAGUACGCGUUGGGGCGAUCGCCCAACGCCCCAGCCGCGCUGAUCGAGGCGACGAGGGCGACCAGAGGUGAAACACGUGAAGUCGGGAGGCUUCUGGGCGAGCACGGCUGGCGCGACCUGGCCGUCGCGCAGGCGGCUGAAGGCCACGCGAGGUUGCACCUCAGCUACCGCGGGGUGCCGGCGCUCGCGACGCCCGAGCAGGCGCGGCACGCCUCUCGCGGCGAGGCAGAGAUGGUGGAGAACGAGGACCUCGCCAGGCAGCUGUCGCAAUGGCGCGGAGGGCCUGCCCUCCUGAAGGGCUUCGUGUGCGAGCGCGGGCCUGGGCAUGACGAGAGCAGCGGCCAGCCUGCCAGGCGCCGCAGGAAGGGCGACGCCGACUCGGACGGCGAGGGCGCCACGGGCGAUAUGCCGGCGGCCAAGACGCCGCGGGCCGAGGAGUCUCCACCGCCCCCCCCCCCAAGAGGUUCGAGGCCACUCUCAAGCGGGAGAAGCAGCCUGAGGAAAAGGAGACACCUGAACCUGGAGCGCUACCUAAAGCGCUACCACUACCUGGAGAUGGACACGGCGUGCAAGAUGUCAAGGCUGAAGAUUUACCUGGAGAUGGACGCAGCAUGCCAGACGUUGCAGCUGGCGACCCACCUGCGCCUGACGCAGCUGGGCAGGGGCGCGCGACGGACCUGGGCGCGGCCGCUGCGCCACGCGCUUCGCAUCCGCAGCCUGGGGAAGCUGGACGGCCAGAACCUGCGCCGUAUACUGGCCUUGAUAGACGUAUAUACAAGCGAUCUCUCCCCGACGGCUGCGAGGCAAAUCAACAGCGACUCCGAGUGCGUCGCGAGGCUCUCAAGCAGAGUCGUCUCCCGAGCGUGGAAGACGGCAUUCGAGGCGAGCGCCCUGGAGGAGCGGCGGAAGUGGAUUCAAUGCGACGCUGCGGGGUGGCCGAGCGAGGAGCUCGCGGGCGCCGAGAAGGCGGGCGUCCCACCCAUGAGGCAAGUCCACGCCGACAAGAAUGAGCCGACGAGGGGCAACCUCUCGCGCGAGCAGCACCCGUUGAAGACGAAGUCGCGGAACAUCGCCCUGGGCUACAAGGACGAGCAGCUGCUCGCGGGCGAGUUGCAGACGAACGCGCCGGCGCUCACGGACACGGCCACGGCGGCGAUGACCCAAGAUGAUGCCAUCCAACCAGGUUGGAGCCUCGAGCAAGGCGACGUCGACUUGGCAUUCCUGCAUUGGUGGAGGUGCCUCGACAGCUCCAGGCGCGUGUACUUUCGCGCCCCCACAGGCGGCGCGCCUGCGGUGCCGGAGCUGGGGCGGCCGUUCGUUCCGGAAGGGGCCAUCUUGAAAGCGAAGGAGGGCAUCUGCGGGCGGAGCGAGGCGCCUCCUCUGCUGUGGCACGAGGAGCAUCGCGACGCUAUCCAAUCGCUUCCCGGGGCUUCGAGGUCCAAAUUGCGCCCGGCCCUCUUCGUCUUCCGCGAUGGGGGGGGGGAGCGGAUCGGCCUGAUCGGGGCCCGCGUCGACGACGACCUCGUCGCGGGGUCGCCCGACUUCUCCGCGAACCAAGCAGCGAAGGUGGGCUUCCACCGCUGCGGGCGCCCCCUCGAGCAGAACGACAACGGCGCGAUCGCACGCAACCAAAACGAGUGCACGGAAGGCAUCGAGAGCACGCGCGCGUCGGCCGAGCGCCGGAAGACCAAAGGGGCAAAGGCCACGGCGGAGGAAAGGGCGAUGCUCCACAGCGGCAACGGUCAGAUCCAAUGGCUGGCCCGUGCUGCGCGGAUGGACCUGGCGUUCGGGCCGGCGGAGGGCCAGGCGAGGGCUCGCGACGGCGACCUGGAGAUGCAAGACCUCCUGGACUACAACAAGCUCAUGGGCGACGCCAAGACCGACCACGUGAACAUCACUUUCCCAGCGGUCGAGAGCGGCGACAUGCUGAGGCAACACCUGGUGGAGUUGCACCACGGGCUGGGCGACGGGACCCACGUGGACAACGUCGAGGAGAUCAAGAUGGCAGAGGCCACGGACUGCAAAUCGCUCUACGACCUGCUUCAGAAGCGAAGGGCGGUCCCGUCCGAGAAGCGGCUGCUAAUCGACAUAGAGUCGCUCGGGAACGACAUUGAGUUCAACAGCGUGGAAAGCACGUGGGUGAACACUAUGCAGAUGCUCGCCGACUGCCCUACUAAACAAGACGUCCGCGCUGGUGACUACAUGAGAUACGUGCUCCGGACGGGCGAGUGCCGCUUGACGGAGGACCCCUUGGAGGAGCAGAUGAUUUCUAGGCAACCGACGGAAGAGAAAGAUCGCAACGGCGAGUGCGAUCGCUCGAAAUACACUCGUCGCCGCCGGCCUGCUGAUCAACCGUUCGUGCGAGAAGGGUACACGUACUUCGAGGACUGCAUCGCAGACCUGAGGUGCAAUGCGCGCGUGGCUCGACCUGCUCCUAAACAUCAUCUCCGUUGGCGGAUGAUGCUGGGUCAGCACGAGGACGACAUCUACUGCGAGAAGCUCGACGACAUGGUUGACUGGCCUGGCCUGGACCAGGACAUUGAGCGCCAUGAGGGCGUGAAUGUCAUGUUGGAGGAGGGUGUGCUUGCGGAGUUGGGCGAAAAUGCGGAUCCAGACUGCACUGCAGACCUGGACGACGUAACAAAAAUCUACAUAAUGGGCGCCACAAGUGCAGAGACCGAGGAGAUCGGAGCAGGCGCCGCCGGCGCCGGUGCAACGCUGGUGGUGUGCGCGGUGCGCCGAAUGGUCGUGGACCAGUGCGAGUGCCAGCCGAGGACUCGCAAGAAGGCGAAUCACAACAUCCCCGUCCCCGACGACAACGGCGAAUGGGUCGAAGUGCCGGGUGGGCCCGAGCAGUCAGGAAGACCGACAUCUAAGAAGAAGGCGACACGGUUGCCCCUGGACAAGGCUCGCACGCUGCAUGAGCGCUUGAAGCAUGCAUCCUACAAGAAGGUGGAGCACGACCUUGGUGACGUGCUGGAGGACGAUAUCCUCGAGGCGUACCAGCUGGUGGUUGCGGGGCGCAGCAAGUGCCGUCGAGCGAGCCACGUCACGCAGGAGGUCCCGAAGGGCAAGGGCAACGAGAAGGGAAAAGGCAAGUCCCAGAGUGCGUGCGGCUUUGAUCCAGACAAGUGUAUACAUCCAGCGGACCAGCUGACGACGACUGGCACAAACCAAUACAAUGAGAAAGUGCGUUGCCGCCUCUGCGACGCGCUGCUCUUGGACCGGGACGCGGUGUGGUGGUCCGAGGAGAAGGAGUUCCGCGUUGAGGCGAAGGCUAUCCGCCUAGAGAGGCAGAAGCGGGAGCUCUGGAGCCGUUCGACAGCACCAACGCCCGGACGUUUCUCGAAAGGGCAGACCAGCACAGCAACCCAGUCGCUGAGGACAUAG
Messenger RNA from Prorocentrum cordatum, 4401 nucleotides. The record is from the annotation of a GenBank genome assembly. Lineage: Eukaryota; Dinophyceae; Prorocentrales; Prorocentraceae.